AUGGGCCUCGGAUUGAUACAGGAUGGGAAAACUGUUCAACCGAACAGUAACCCUGCCCCUGAAUUUCAUCAACGGUUAGAGGCUGCACUGGCUCGUACUCGAGACCAGCGUGAGCAGAACGCGGGCAUCGCGGGUCAAUCGAACCGCGUUGCGUCUCGUCCCGGAAGUCGGGAGUCGCCUACGACCCUCGCCUCAAGGACACCACCGUCGUAUCCCCCAGGAUACGGACCGCAAACCACCCGAUCGUCCGCGCCGAAUCCGCCGAACCAACAGUCGGCCGCGACGGUUAGGGUCACCAACGUAGCGGCCCAGCCAGAACGUCGCUGGAGCGUCCACUUUGGACAGGAUAACGCCCACCGCGCGCCGACGAGAUCGUCGCCGUUAGCGGCCUACCCUCCCUACGUCGCACUCGGCGUGUCAGCACCGCCCACUCACGUUCAUUCGAACAUGGGCUCGAUAAGUGGGCAUCGCAACCGGCCUAGUGCACCACAGGUGCAUCCAGCCGCUUCGGCCGCCCCAUACGUAGGAGCGACGUCCACCAUUGGUGGAUAUCAGCUGCCUCUAAUGGGUACGCCAAGCCAGGUAGCGGCGAGCCCUGACCACACCAAUCUCCGAGACAGUCUCGGAAUCAGCAUGAUCCUGAGCAUAUUCGACAAGUGUCUGGGUGAAGACCCCGACGAACCACUACCGCCAUACCUCAAGCAGAUCAAACUGAAGGCACCCGACCCUUUCGAUGGAAAGGACGACAACGAUGCCUUCAACGUCUGGCUAGAGAAUCUCUUGUCCUAUCUGGACACCCUCAGACUGAGGGGACCGGACUUGGAUAUUCAGAGAAUAUCCUUCACCCGUCAGUGCUUGACGGGUGAAGCGGCAGUCUGGUAUCAGCAGACGGUUACGUCGCUGAUACGGCCAGUAGGUAGGCCCAUGUCACACCUCGAGUCCAUCAUAGGACUAUACCGCCGUUUCAUCCUAACGGAUCAGUUCGCUGUAGCAGCGCGCGAGUUUGCGAGCGUUCGAUUCGAACCUCACAAUGGCGGUGUAUCGAGGCUGUAUGACCGACUGGUCUAUUACGCGGAACGAAUGUUCCAGCCACCGACUCAACAGGACAUCAAGGAGCGGUUUGUAGCAGCGCUACCCGCUUCCAUCGAGCGCGAGCUGACUAUCAGCCGGGGCCUGCACAUUCGCCGCGACGACUUCGUGACAUUCGUGUCUGCCGCGCGCGAGAUAGAGGAAGCAAUGGCUUCCUUUAGGUCGCGUCGAGGGCAUGAUGGGUCACAACAGCAGACGUCGACGUCAACGCCGCCGCGCCAUAGCUCGACUUCCAAAGGGAAGUACCGAGCGGAUCGACCCCCUUCUCAACAGGCCCCACAACCUCGACCGGGUGGUUCGGGUCAGAGACCAGAACGGAAAGGGCAACCUUUCCAUAAGGACGGUCGACCACAUCGUCAAGAGGUACCGCGACAGGGACAGUCGAAAUCGACGCCUCCCAACAUUGGAUCAUCGGGGGGUAACAACCCCAAUGUCAAAUGCUUCAAGUGCGGCAGACAGGGUCAUAUUUCGACUGACCCAAAGUGUCCGCAAUAUGGCAAGCCCGGCCGUAUGUACGCCCAGCGGAUCGUCAACGCCGACGACUUGGACGGUGAGGCCGACGGCCUCUCUCAGCAGAUCCUACAGCAACAGAGCGGUCCAGAGGACAUGCCUGGAGAGGUCCAGGGCGACGUCGAUGACGACGAUGAGCCUGACUGGGAUGACGACGAAGGCCGCCGUGACGAGUUCUACGUCAUGCGCGCCGAACCCGUCUUCGCGACCCCGGACGAGGAGAAGGAGGCGGUCCCGUCUUCCAUCGAAUACGAUGCGAAGCGUAUCCUGCAGUCCUUCCAAUUGGAAGCCACGACCACACCUACCAAAUCCCUCAAGAAUGCGUGGCUGUACGAUUCCCGUAUACGCCGGUUGAAGGAUCCAAAGGAUCAACCAGUGCACGACCCAGAAGCCCAGCAGCCGAUAUGCAUCGAGACGAUGAUUAACGGCGUGCCUGCGUACACCCUGAUUGACACGGGUUGUACGAUGGUGGCCAUGUCACCAGGGCAGGCCUUCAUCUCCAAGGUGGAUCGAAUCGAUCUGCAGGAGCAGAUGAGCCUACAGCUGGGCACGAAGGGCAGCCGCACGCGCAUCAACCACGGUGCCUGA
This is a messenger RNA of Dichomitus squalens LYAD-421 SS1, 2187 nucleotides long. RefSeq lists its product as uncharacterized. The record is from RefSeq and is a predicted model, not a curated record. NCBI's taxonomy places the organism in Eukaryota, Fungi, Basidiomycota, Agaricomycetes, Polyporales, Polyporaceae. The transcript has 2 exons. Bases 1 to 2187 code for a protein of 728 amino acids.